Messenger RNA from Selaginella moellendorffii, 1180 nucleotides. Its product is annotated as protein LSD1. The transcript has 6 exons. Bases 135 to 1022 code for a protein of 295 amino acids. Lineage: Eukaryota; Viridiplantae; Streptophyta; Lycopodiopsida; Selaginellales; Selaginellaceae. The record is from RefSeq and is a predicted model, not a curated record.
CCCAAGAACCCUAGCAAUGAUGAGCAAUGCGCGAGGAUUUCUUCCAAGGUCUCUACCGCCCUAGCGCGCUGUGAUUCCACCUCCAUUCAUCUCUCUCGCUGUAUUUCUCCAGAGGAUAAUGAUUCGCGAGGAAGAUGCUCGGCGGCAACAGUGCGUUGAUCGCUGGAGGCGGGGGCGACGCGCCUCCUCCACCGGAUCAGAAUGAGGCUGCCGCGGCGGUGCUAGUAGCGGCGCAGGGAGGGGCGGGAUUGGGGAGCUCGGCGGCGCCGUCUGGAUCGCCUGCUGAAGCUGAUACCAGCGCCGCCAACAAUUUGGCUGGUUCUAGCAGCAGCAGCAGCUUGAUCAGGAGCAAUCCAUGGACGCCGCCUUCUCUGCCCGUUCCUAUCGCGCCAUAUCCAUCACAUCCUCCUCUUCUCCCAUUCCUUCCUCUUCCAGGUGCUCAAAGCCAGUUGAUUUGCAGUGGCUGUAGAACACUUCUCAUAUAUCCACAUGGAGCAACCAACGUCCGGUGUGCUCUGUGUAGCUGCAUCACGCCAGUUUCACCGCAAGGUAUGUUCCACUUCCUCCUUUGGAUUGCGGAUGUCUGGGUUUCUAGUUGUGAACGUCCAGGACCAGAGAUGGCACAACUUGUGUGUGGAGGAUGUCGGACUUUGCUUCUCUACAUCCGUGGAGCGACGAGCGUUCAGUGCUCGUGCUGCCACACAGUAAACGUUGCAAUGGAUGCGAACCAGAUAGCGCACGUAAACUGUGGAGGAUGCAGCACAACGCUUGUUUAUGCGUUCGGGGCACAAUCGGUGAAAUGCGCUUUGUGCCAAUACAUCACACCAAUCACUAUGAGCAAUGUGAGGUUUCCUUUCCCGCCGCACACGCCUCCUCCAUACAUGCCGCUGCUCCAAACUCAGGAAUUGCCGCAGCCUCGACCACAGCCUCAGACAGUCGUCGUUGAAAACCCGAUGACGAUUGACGAGAGUGGAAAACUGGUGAGCAACGUCGUCGUGGGCGUUGCAACGGAGAAGAAAUGAAACAAAUGUAUAUACAAUCAUCGAAAGAAAUGAUUACGGAAGAAUCGUUAAAUAGAUUAUAGCUUUGUCUUGUUCUUACUACAUGGAAUCCAUUCUGCUAUGUACAUUUUACAUGAUAAUGUAUAAUGUACAUACAGUUUCUUUGUGUCUUGUUCUUA